Molecule: messenger RNA, 639 nt
Organism: Macrosteles quadrilineatus (aster leafhopper)
Lineage: Eukaryota; Metazoa; Arthropoda; Insecta; Hemiptera; Cicadellidae
Exons: 1
Coding region: 1-639 (212 amino acids)
Source: RefSeq, a predicted model, not a curated record
AUGACUUCAGCAAGACUGCAGAGAUACGCUGCAUUUUUGUCAGGCUACAACUACGAAGUAAUCUUCAAGAAAGGAACAGACAACUGUAAUGUAGUCUGUCUAUCAAGAGCUCCAAUCGAAUCAUCAUCACACGCAGAAAGAUCAAUCAACGCAGAAGUAAAUCAAAUAUGUGAAUCAUCAAUUGAAGUAAUUUCAACACUUAAUCUCACACAUGAAACAAUCCAAGAGGAAACCAGAAAUGAUCCAAAUUUGUCAAAAUUACUGAAAGAACUGCGUCAGAAUCAAUCAGAAGACUCAGAAUUUACCAUUUCCGAUGACAUCAUCUUCCGCGGUUCUCGAGUUGUUAUACCAGCAAGUCUUCAAGACUCCGUCCUUCAAGAACUUCACGACACACACAUCGGAUCGACAAAGAUGAAACAACUUGCCCGCCGUUAUGUGUAUUGGAGAUCCAUCGACAAAGACAUCGAAAGAGUUGUACGAGCAUGUCCAGCAUGUGCUUCUACCAGACAUAGUCCACCCAAAGCUCCCUUACACCCUUUGAAGGAACCUGAAGGUAACUGGCAGAGAGUACACAUUGACUAUGCUGGUCCCUUCCAGAACCACCACUUCCUAGUCAUUGUGGAUGCCAAAUCUAAUUAG